This is a messenger RNA of Parasteatoda tepidariorum (common house spider), 2113 nucleotides long. RefSeq names its product glycine receptor subunit alpha-3. Gene Ontology annotation, cellular component: membrane. Gene Ontology annotation, biological process: monoatomic ion transmembrane transport. NCBI's taxonomy places the organism in Eukaryota, Metazoa, Arthropoda, Arachnida, Araneae, Theridiidae. Gene Ontology annotation, molecular function: transmembrane signaling receptor activity; extracellular ligand-gated monoatomic ion channel activity. The record is from RefSeq and is a predicted model, not a curated record.
GAAGCUAUUCUUUUGUCUACUGAUUACAAAACCUCGCUUUUUUUUUUCUUCCAUAUUUUUUGAUCAGAAAGAGGUGAAAAUUAUUUGGAACAGUUAAAAUGGCUUUUACUACGAACUACCUUUUAACUAUUUUCUUUGUGUGUGGAGUUUGUGUUGCACAAAUAUAUUGUUUCGCACAACAAGCUAUGCAUUGGGAACAUCAAGAAAUGGUUUUUUCGAAACUAUUAAAUACUACGCCACCAUACGAUGCAAGACUACGACCAUUUGCUACUAAAAACAUACCUGUAAGAGUGAAUGUUAGCAUUUUCUUAUACAGCGUAUCUUCAGUUGAUGAUUUGAAAACGGAUUAUACAAUGCAAAUAUUAUACAGGGAGACCUGGUUUGAUGAAAGACUGACAUUUACACCGGAUGAACAUGUGCAAAAAAUAUUUGGUGACGACUGGCAUGCUCAACGCAUAUGGACGCCCGAUGUGCAUGUUGUAAAUGACAACCAAGUGAGCGAAACGAAUGAGGGAAAAAUUUUGGCGCACAUUGACCCUCAUGGCAGAGUUUUGCUCAGUAAAAGAAAAAAAUUAAGACCUUUCUGCAAAAUGGAAUUUUAUCGAUAUCCCAUGGAUAAGCAACUGUGUACAUUGGAGAUAGAGAGCAGUGUUUUACCAAGUACUGAUUUGGAAUUAGCAUGGUCAGAUACGAAGCCCUUGGAUUUGAAUCGAAAUUUCAUUGUUGCAGGCUUUAGUUUGUCAAAUCAUUCCCUUACAGAAAAGCUGACAGUUUACCCGCAAACUGGAAAUUUCAGUCGGAUAAUAGUCACAUUUGAACUUGAUAGGGAAUUUGUUCAUUUUAUAAUGGACAUCUACAUACCAAGCAUUUUAUUUGUUGUAACAUCGUGGCUCUCUUUCUGGGUAGAAAUACCAGCUGCACCUGCCAGAGUCACUCUCGGCAUGACUACAUUGUUGACCCUUGUUACAACUACGAAGGCCAUUAGAGAUAAGUUGCCUAAACUCUCAUACAUUCACGCCUUAGAUGUGUGGAAUGUGGUUUGCAUAAGUUUUGUGUUUCUUUCAUUGGUUGAGUAUGCAGUUGUGAAUUUCAUUUACCAUAAAGACAAAAGGAGAAGAAAGAGCAAAGCUAUGCCGAGAGUAGAAAGUGAACCCUCAUUUUACUCAGGGGAAAAUAUUCGUAUGUCACGUAUGUACGCAAGAAACACGAGUGAGAUUGCAAGAAAGAAGGAAUUCUUAAGAUCCGUGUCUGCUUUUUCAGACUCACAAUCUACAACAAGCGAAGUGGACGCAUCUUGUGGAUGGGUUUUGAAUGAGGGACUGACUCCACAAGACAUUGCCAACGGAAUAGACAAAAAGUGCCGAUAUCUCUUCCCCGUCACCUUUUUAGUCUUUAAUUUUAUUUACUGGUUAGUUCUUUGGGUGUAGCAUUGGAUAAUGCAUUUAUAUAAAUAUACGAUCUAAAAUAACGAAACCUUCCUACAAGAAUUUUCUCUUCAUGCCCAAUUUAUAGAAUGUUAUUUGUUGAUUAAUAAUUUUAAAGUUUGUUUCAACACAUUAUGUUUUAGAUAAAUAAAAAAUGGUUUUAAAAAGGAAGUGCCAGAAAGCGCGCGUCAUUUGUGCUCUAAAAUGCAGAGACAAAAAAGCCAAGUGAUAAUUGAUGAGUAAGGGUAAUAGCAUAAAGAUGAGCUACACGAAUGAACAACAGAUUUUCAUUGUUCAGCAAUAUUCGAAACACUGUUGCAUUUCUUGGUUAUGAUCUUGUGUUUUUUGAAAUCAUAAUUGUCUGAUUGGAUCCUGUGGUUUGCCGCUUUGGACUUUUUCCUUUGAAGCUUUUUGAGAUCUAAAAUUUAUGCUAACAAUCUAUGAUUGCUCAUGCAUUGAAAGGAUGAAAAAAAAGAGAGGGCCAAGUCAACGAAAUUAAGUUACAUUUAUGCAAAACGGUCAUUAAAGAGUUCAACAAAACAGUAUAUGUGGCAGCCAAACUUUUACUCAAUUACCCAAUAUAUGCUAUUCCAUACACAACUCUAUAUGUUAUGAAUCAAUUUUCACAUAAAAUAUUUUUUGCUAUCUAAAUUACUUGAAUAAAUUUUGUGAAACACUAUUUAUCUCAA